CCUCCAAGGAGUGACAUUUUUCUGUUCUCCCACCUCUGAUUUCUUUCCUCCAUCUGCUCCAUCAUCAUCAUCAUCAUCAUCGCCUGUUGUCUCCAGAUUCUUUUCUCCGCCAUGCUUUUAAUAACAUGUGUCAGUGUUUAACCUCUCCCCCUUUGUUUUCCCUCAGGUGUGUUUGGUCUUUAACCCCACACCCCCCACACUUCCUGUUCCUCCCCGCUUCCCGAUCUCUCUCUCUCAUUUUCCCUUUCAUGUUUUACUCCUGUUUUCAUAAUUCAUAACUGUAACUUUCGUUUUAUCAGGCCCGGGCUCAUUAAGCACUGACCCCGUUGGCUCCUCCUGGUUAGCACGCGUAACAUGCAGCCAUGCAGUCUUCCCUCCUUCUGCUGUGUCUGCUUCCCUCCCUGAAUCAUACGUCCGACUCCAACGAACCUUAUCAGCUAACAGCUUUUUCUCUUACCUCCCCCAAAAACACCCUUGUUUUUUUCUUGAUAUGGCCUUUUCUAUCCAACCUCCUCCUCUCCCGUUCAGGUACACCUCUGCUCCAGCUCUAUCUUUCUCCCCUUACUUCUCCCUCCCUCUGUCUCUUUCCACGUCUCCCCUGUCCCCUCCUUAUCUCACUAGCGUGUGUGUGUCUCCCCUCGUCCCUGUUCCCUCCCUGGCUUCCUGCUGUCCUCCAGGUGCGCUUGCUGUACUGCUCUCAGGAGGAGGCAGAGCUGGUCUUCAAAGCCGCCUGGGCCGCCGGUCAGGCCGGGGCCUCGCACAUGUGGUUCGCCGUGGGGCCGGCUCUCUCAGGUUUGAGCAUGGAGAGCCUGCCACGGGCUGUGUUUGCCGUGCGGCCCCAGGGCUGGAGGGACGAACCCCGCCGGAGGAUCGCUCGCGGAGUCUCUGUGCUGACUCACGGAGCUGUGGCCAUGCGCAAGGAUUACGGAACAACGGGUAUUUCGGCAACAUAACGCUUGGUGGUCGUGACUAUUCCUUCAAUGUGGACGGUUACCUGGCCAACCCAUUCCUCGAUGUCAUUUCCUGGACACCUGGACGUGGAUGGGAAGAUGUAGGCUGGUGGGAGAAUGGAGUGCUGAGGCUCCGGUACCCAGCAUGGUCCCGCUACGGGCCAUUCCUUAAACCACCUGACGAUGCCCAGCACCUGCGCGUUGUCACACUGGAGGAACGGCCAUUUGUCAUUGUGGAGCUGGCAGACGCUGCAUCCGGGACCUGCAUCCGUGACUCGGUGCCCUGCAGACGACCCCUUAACGCCAGUGUCAUCCAUGAGGGCGUGGCUCCCAUGAAGCAGUGCUGCAAAGGCUUCUGCAUUGACAUCCUCAAGAGAUUGGCCAAGAUUGUCGGCUUCACCUAUGACCUUUACUUAGUGACCAAUGGGAAACAUGGGAAGAAAAUUGAUGGGGUUUGGAACGGAAUGAUUGGAGAGGUGGUGUACAAGCGAGCCGACAUGGCCAUUGGCUCGCUGACUAUCAAUGAGGAGAGGUCGGAGGUCGUGGAUUUUUCCGUCCCCUUUGUUGAGACGGGGAUCAGUGUCAUGGUCUCCCGUAGCAACGGAACUGUAUCACCAUCCGCUUUCUUAGAGCCCUACAGUCCCGCGGUGUGGGUGAUGAUGUUCGUCAUGUGCCUGACCGUAGUAGCUGUGACCGUCUUCAUAUUUGAGUUCUUCAGCCCUGUGGGCUACAAUCGCAGUCUCGCGAACGGCAAGAAGGCUGGAGGCUCUACUUUCACUAUAGGGAAGUCGGUAUGGCUUUUGUGGGCUAUUGUCUUCAACAACUCUGUGCCAGUGGAGAACCCCAGAGGAACCACCAGUAAGAUCAUGGUGCUGAUCUGGGCCUUCUUCGCUGUCAUCUUUCUGGCCUCCUACACUGCUAACCUGGCAGCCUUCAUGAUCCAGGAGGAGUACAUUGACACAGUGUCAGGGCUCUCGGACAAAAAGUUUCAGCAUCCCGAGGAGCAGUACCCACCUCUGAAGUUUGGCACGGUGCCCAACGGGAGCACGGAAAAAAACAUCCGCUCCAACUACCCAGACAUGCACCAGUACAUGGGCAAAUACAACCAGAGAGGAGUGGAGGACGCCAUAACGAACCUAAAGACUGGGAAACUAGAUGCUUUUAUUUAUGAUGCUGCAGUAUUGAACUAUAUGGCCAGGAAGGACGAAGGUUGUAAGGUGAUGACCAUAGGCUCGGGGAAGGUUUUUGCCACCACAGGCUACGGUAUCGCCCUGCACAAAAACUCACGCUGGAAACGUCCUCUUGACCUGGCCCUGCUGCAGCUGGUGGGAGAUGAUGAGAUUGAAAUGCUGGAGCGCCUUUGGCUGUCUGGGAUCUGCCAUAAUGACAAAAUUGAGGUGAUGAGCAGUAAACUGGAUAUUGACAACAUGGCUGGUGUUUUCUACAUGCUGCUGGUGGCCAUGGGCCUCAGUCUGCUGGUGUUUGCCUGGGAACACUUGGUCUACUGGAAGCUGCGCCACUGCAUGGCCACCAGUUCUGGCAAAUUGGACUUUCUCCUGGCAAUCAGCAGAGGCAUGUAUAGCUGCUGUAGUUUUGAAGAUGAAACAACGCCAGGUGGAAGUAAAACUUUGCCAACUCAUCACCACACUGCCAUGGUUACAGUUCCGUCCAAGCCGCAUGUUGUCUCAACGUCUAAGACCAACCCAGUCAUUGCCAUGGCGCAACAGCAGCAACCACCGCAACAGCAGCAACCACAGCCCGUCUACAAGACACCUCUACCGGGCUCUCCUCCCACCGUGGUGCAUUCUGGGACUGCACUGGGUCCCUCAAAUGCCCCCAUAGCUGGUGCACCCCUCCCUUGUUCCACCUUCCUGCCCCGGUCAGACCGCAGACUGGCCGUGGUGGAUCGCUGGAGGCUGCCAAAAACCGCUGCAGCCACAAACCCAUUGGCUGUAAGGGGGGCAAUCACUGACAUGGGACCCUUUGCACAGAAAGUCCCACCAAACUGGGCUUCAGCUGCUGGAGGGGGUGGGGGACUUGAUGGCUAUAAGAGAUACUAUGGUCCCAUUGACCCUGAGGGACUGGGGCCCUGCAUGGAGCAGCAGGCAGGUUCCCAGACCCCCAAGACUAUGCCCAGGGGCCACCCCCAGCCCCCUCCAGCCAGUGUGGCCUUCUAUUCAGAGAAGGGCGUAGAUCAUGGGGUGGGGAAGAAGGUGGUGGGAGGUGGCAGCGGAGGUCAGGGGAAGGGGGCCGUUAAACCUCUGGGCACUCCCAGAUUGCCUUCUAAGAGUCAGGCCCCUCUGCCCCCUACACCCCCGCUGCCACACCCCUCUCCCCCUCUCCCCUCAUCCUUCUGGAGGAAGCGCAGGCCCAAGAAACCCAAAGAGCCUGGAGGGCCUCUGUAUGAAAACAUUUUGCCACUGGGGCGGAGGGGAGGAGCACGAGAUGGAGUGAGAGAGGGAGGAGGGAGGAGGGCACGCCCCCUCUCUCCCCCGCUCUCACUUCCUGUGCCAGUACCCCUCAGCCCCUCUUACACCCCUCCUUCGCCCUCUGCAUCUUUGCACUAUACGUCCUCCUCGUCUUCGUCGACCACCUCGUCCACAUCCACGUCCUCAUCUGCUUCAUCUUCCCGCUCGACCUCUCCCACCUACUCUUACAGCUCCUCCAGGAGCACACGGGACAGGACUGGAGGAAUAGAUGGAGAGGAUGACGAUGACGAUGAAGAGCUGACCGAAGAGUCGAGCCUCCUCCUUGGCAGGGGGAGGGAGAGGGAACGCUCAAUCAUCCGGCCUCGUUCCUUCAGCCAAGGGCGCCUGCCACCGCCCAUUCCCCCCAGGAAACCCCGCACAUCCUGGGGUGACAGAGAACGGGAACGAGAGAGGGAGCGGGGGGGAAGCCAACUGUCUCAGCUCCAAGAGUGGUGGGCAAGCUGGAGUGAGAGAGAAAGGGGUGGAGCAGGUGGAGAUGCUGAAAGGCUAAAAAGGGAGAAGAAGAGGAGGAAAGAGAAGGAGAAAGAGAAGAAGAAGAAGAAAAAGAACAAAAAGAGGAAAAAGAGGGAAGAGAGGGAAAGGGAGCGAGAGAGAGAAAGGAAGCGGCGAAAAGUUAAAAAGAAGAAGAAGAAGGAGCUAAAGACAAAGAAAAGGAAGAAAUCAAUUGGGGGGAGACGCUCCGAGCCAGAGGAGGGAGAUGGAGAGGCAGAGAGGGAAGGGGAGGCAGAAGGAGAGAUGGAAGGGGGAAUACAAGACUACUCGUUCUCUGCUCAGUAUCGGAGCACAUUUGGGGAGAAGGGACGGGAUUCUUGGGAAGGAGACCGGGUAGAGAGAGGGAGGAGGGAGGGAGGAGAUGAGGGCAAUGAACAGGAGGACAGUAACAGGAGCAGGGAGAGGCGUCCCAAAUCCUCACACUCUCAUUCCAGACCUCGUAUUCCCAGUAAGCGCUACCCGAACCUAAACAAACUGCCUGCAUCCGUAAAGUUUUGGGUGAAUGGAAGAGGAGAUGAUUCUAACACUCCUCCAACCUCCCUCCACCCACUGUUGCCCUCCUCCAAGAGGAGAAAAAGUGGAGGGGUGGAGAGAGAUGACAGCGGGAGGUUAGGAGAGCGGCGUCCUUUGUUAAUGCAUUAUGAAAAAGAGAAGGCACAGACGAGAGAAGGGCCGUCCUUCCCUGAGUGGGACUCUGAGGAUGAGGAGGAUGAUGAGGAUGAUGAUGAGGAUGAUGAGGAAGAGGAGGAGAGGGAGAGACAGAGGGAGAGGGGAAGGAGAGUAGGUAGGGGGGCAGUGUCUGAGUCAGAGAGGGACAGGGCCCGGGCAGAGGACAGUUAUUCAGAUGAGGGCUCGUCAGGGGAGUUUGGCCGCUUUGAAAGAUACUGGGAAGGAGGUGCAGGGGGAGGCAGCGCUGGAAUAGGGGGCAUAGGCGGGGGAGGCUGGUUUUUUGGCACUUACCCCUCCAGAGAGAAAGGGGGGAGUAUAAACAGUCGGGAUGAUUCGUUACUAGGAACUCGGGCAGAAGGGUGGAUUGGUGCUGAUUUCUUGGGUUCAGGGCCAGGAGUAGGUUGGGGCUCAGGGGGAGGGAGUGGAGGACUCAGCUCCCAGUGGCCACCCCCCCCUGCUGCCUUCCCUCCACCGAGGAGGUACUGGUCCAUGGACAAGAUCCCUGUGAAGGGAGAGAAAAAGUGGAAGAGUAGAGGAGGGAAGAGCAAGGGGCGAUCUCGAGACAGAGGGGGAGAAGCAGGACGAGCCACCAUGUGUUCCUGCAGCCUUUACCCACAGCCCCAUCCUUACCCCCAUCCCCACAGCCACUCGCACGCCUCCCACUCCAAGAGAGGAGCCACAGCGCUUUCACACAGCCAGGAAGAGCUUCUCCCCCAUUGCCACAGCUUCAGCGGGGGUUCUCGCCCCAAGCCUCUCCCCCCAAAACCAGAUUCCAGUCAGGCCAAAUCAGGCAGCCAAUCUAACCUCAGCCUCAGCACACAGCCCAUGGACCAUCCCCCUCAGCCCUCACCCUCGCCACCCCAGCAGCCGUCCAUGUCUCCCACUUCUCUCCCGGUCCCCAUCCCGCCUCCACCCUCUUCAUCCUCCGUCCCACCCCCAGCAGGGGUCGGGAUGGUGGGCCAGGCUCAGGCUUCGGCCAGUGCCAAGCUCCAGUAUCAGAGACUUCGCUCGGUGCCACAGCCACGGAGGUUCUACUCCCCACACCUGCCGCUCAAAGCCAAGAGCCUUUGCUCUCGCCGAGGGUCGGCCCACUUCUCCAGCCUGGAGAGCGAGGUAUGA
Notothenia coriiceps (black rockcod) is the source of this 5719-nucleotide messenger RNA. It is a transcript of the gene grin2db, whose product is annotated as glutamate receptor, ionotropic, N-methyl D-aspartate 2D, b. Bases 491 to 5719 code for a protein of 1742 amino acids. NCBI's taxonomy places the organism in Eukaryota, Metazoa, Chordata, Actinopteri, Perciformes, Nototheniidae. Gene Ontology annotation, cellular component: membrane. The transcript has 12 exons. Gene Ontology annotation, biological process: monoatomic ion transport. Gene Ontology annotation, molecular function: ligand-gated monoatomic ion channel activity; signaling receptor activity. The record is from RefSeq and is a predicted model, not a curated record.